Linum tenue is the source of this 5186-nucleotide messenger RNA. Lineage: Eukaryota; Viridiplantae; Streptophyta; Magnoliopsida; Malpighiales; Linaceae. The record is from the annotation of a GenBank genome assembly.
GGAAAAUUUUCAUAUUUCCUACUUCAGUCAUCCCGAAGAACUGUGGAAAGAAACUCCGCAUAGUUUCGCGCUUCUUUCGCCGUCUUCCUCAGUUGCUCCGAAGAAAUUUCCGGCGAACACGUCCAGCUUCGUAGAUGGACAUGGCGGAUUCAAUUCACAGAAGCAGCGUCUUCUCACGGCUUAAACCCUACUGCCUAGAGCUCUUCGAGCUUCUCCAGAACCCUAGCAAUCACAAUUCCUCCGCGAUUCCUUCACUGCUCGAAUUCCUCCGCGCUUGUUCCUCUACUGAUUUACAGCCUUUCGUCGACUACGCCUCUUUCCCACUGCUGCUCCUGCUCGAUGCGGCGGUCGAAUGCCGAUCUUCCAAGGAGGGUGAUCCUGAGAAGAAGAGGAAGAAGCUGUCUGCAGUGCCGCAUAGAGUGAGUGACAAAGUGGCAGAAGGCGUGGUGCUGUGCUUGGAAGAGCUUUUCCAGAAGAGUCGCUUUGGGUUUAUCGAUCAGAUGGUUCUAGUGAUGAAGAAAUUGACUCACGCAGCUAUGUUGUCUCCAUUGGAAGCUUCGGAAGAGUUUCGAGAGGGAGUGAUCAGGUGUUUCGGGGCUGUACUUAGAGGUUUACGUCCUUGUGCGGAUGAAGCUUGUUCGUGUAGGCAAACUUAUGGUGUGCCGGCAUUGGUAGAGAAUGGGGACGUUCAUUCUUUGGCUCUACGCCAGCCUUUGAGUUAUGAUACAGAAGGAAGUGAAUGCUUGAUUGCAUUUCUCCAGUCCCAUAAUGCAGCAGCUGCAAUUGGACACUGGUUCUCGCUUCUUCUGCAGGCUGCAGACACUGAGGCUGCACGAGGACAUAGGGGCAGUGCAAGGCUCCGAGUAGAAGCCUUUUCUACAUUAAGGGUGCUUGUUGCUAAGGUAGGUACUGCAGAUGUAUUGGCUUUCUUUUUACCUGGUGUCGUCAGUAAAUUCUCGAAAGUUUUGCACUCCUCAAAAACGAUGAUGAGCGGAGCAGCUGGAAGCAUGGAUGCAACUGACCAAGCAAUUAGAGCCCUGGCUGAGUAUCUAAUGAUAGUCCUGGACGACGACUCCAAUUUAACCUCCAGUACGUCUCGGAAUUCCACGGUGGACUCAGGUCCAGACAGUAAUGACUCUGUGGAGUCAGUUUUGGAUCAGCUUCGCCAAUUACCUAUCAGCACUCAGGGGGGUGUGAAGAAUAUGACUGAUGAGUCGAUGGGUGAAGCAGACAACUCAGUCGCUUGUCGGUCUGACUUUGAAAUGACCGGGGCUAUGAAAAGAAGGAAGGCCUCAGGAUCUUUGCACGUUGAGCGAACAACAGAUUGGUUACAGCAAACUUCAGCAAAUGUGGUUAAAUUGUUGAAUUCCACAUUUCCACAAAUUUGUGUUCAUCAAGCUAAAAGGUUGAGACGGGGACUGCUGGCUGCCAUAACAGCAAUGCUAUCAAGGUGCAGUUCUACUUUGAAGGAAAGUAGGUUGAUGCUAUUGGAGUGCCUCUUUGUCUUGGUUGUUGAUGACUCUGAAGAUAUUGCUGCAGCUUCCCAGGAGUUUCUUCAUCUAUUAUUUUCCACACCUUGUGGAAAGCACUCUCUAAAAACUGAUAUAGCUCAGAUUUUUGCAAGGCUCAUUGACAAGCUUCCAAAAGUAGUACUUGGAGGCGAGGAGUCGGCUGCUCUCUUCCAUGCACAGCAGUUACUUGUUGUCAUUUAUUAUUCUGGUCCCGAGUUUAUGCUGGAUCACCUCCAAAAUCCGGUGACUGCAGCAAGACUCUUGGAUGUUUUUGCCCUCUGUUUGAGUCAGAAUUCCGUAUAUACAGGCACUCUUGAUAAGCUUAUGUCGACACGCACAUCCUCGAUUAGUUUUCUUCCGUCUAUUUUGGAGUUAAGAGGUGGUCCUGUUUCUUCUAGUUACCAGAAUCUUAAGGAUAACUCUCGUGCUAAUGUGUCCGAUAUGAGUGUUAGUGAUGGAAAAAAAUUGGAGUACUCUUCUGAAACUCUGAAGAAUAGUUAUGAGCUUCCACGAAUGCCACCUUGGUUUGUCCAUGUUGGCAGUAAGAAGCUAUACGAUGCUCUAGCUGCAGUUCUCAGACUAAUAGGCUUAUCCUUACUAGCAGACCACAAUGAAGGACAUAUGGCAGUGAUAACAGACAUACCGCUAGGUCAUAUACGCAGAUUGGUUUCUGAGGUUCGCUCCAAGGAUUACACCAAUGAGAGCUGGCAGUCCUGGUGUAAUAGAAGUGGGUCUGGAAAAUUAAUACGCCAGGCCAGCACUUCCGCAUGCAUUCUAAAUGAGAUGAUAUUUGGUAUAUCUGAUAAAGCAGUUGAUGGUGUUACUAUGAUGUUUCAGAAGUCCAGGGUGAAGGGAGAAAGUAUGGUCUCUAUUUGGAAGGCUUCACAGAAAAAGGUCACCAAGAGUCACUUGAUCGAUUGCGUUGGAAGAAUUUUGCAUGAGUAUCUAUCUUCUGAAUUGUGGGUUCUACCGGUAGAUCAUGGAGAUUUAGUGGUACAAAGUGAUACAGAUGUUGAAAUAAGCUUGCACUUCUUCCGAGAUGCAGCUGCACUACAACAAGUUGCUAUUGACGGAGUAGGCAUCUUUGCUACCUGCAUUGAAAAUGAGUUCUCGUUGUGUGGGUUUCUUCAUUCCACUCUCUAUCUGUUGCUUGAAAACGUUAUUUCUGCUGAUAACCAAGUUAGAACUGCUUCUGAUGCUGUCCUGCAUAUUCUUGCUGCUUCAUGCGGGCAUUCAACGGUUGGAGACUUGGUCUUGACAAAUGCAGAUUAUGUCGUUGAUUCAAUAUGUCGGCAAUUGCGUCACUUAAAUCUUAAUCCACAAGUACCGAACGUGCUUGCUUCUAUGCUUUCCUAUAUUGGUGUGGCUCAUAAGGUGCUGUCUCUUCUAGAAGAAACGAUGUGUGCUGUUUCAAGGGAACUAGAGAUUCUUGGCAGACAUCAACACCCAAAACUGACCACUCCCUUCCUAAAGGCCAUAGCAGAAAUUGCCAAGGCAUCAAAAUCCGAGACUUCUUCAUUGCCAAGUAAUGCAGAAUUGUACCUUAAGGAUGUUAAGUCCAAAUCAUCAAGGUUGGAGAAGAAAGCGAGGGCUGAAUCCAGCCACAAACCAGAUGGCAAGUCUGAUAGUUGCCAAGGAGAAUCAGGUUAUUUGUGAACAGUUGGUAAAUCUCGAUGCAGAUGUUAAUUUCCUUAUUAUAAUGAAUAGAUUCAUGGAAUAGUAUUCUGCUUGUAGAACAAUGGGUGAGUAUUGUCUUCAAGUGGAGCGAAUCCAAAAGGUACAGACGAACAGUUGGGUCUAUUGCUGCGUCAUGCUUAUCGGCUGCAACCCCUCUUCUUGCCUCAAUGGAGCAGACAGCAUGCCUUGUGGCAUUGGAUAUAGUCCAGGAUGGCAUUGCAUCACUAGCGAAAGUGGAAGAAGCCUAUCAGUACGAGAAAGAAACCAAGGAAUUAAUUGAAGAAGUGGUGCGAUCUUACUCUAUUUAUGAGCUUCAUGAUACUAUGGAUGCUGCCGAUGAGGGGACUGAUGAGAACAGAUUGCUUCCAGCUAUGAAUAAAAUAUGGCCGUACUUGAUUUCAUGCGUUCGUAACAGAAAUCCUGUGGCAGUAAGGAAAUGCACAAGUGUGAUAGCCUACGUGGUGCAAAUAUGUGGAGGUGACUUCUUCUCACGCAGGUUCCACACAGACGGUCCAUGCUUAUGGAAGCUCCUCUCCUCAUCCCCGUUCCAGAAGAAGCCCGUCAAAGAAGAACGAACGCCGCUGCUCCUUCCUUACAGAAGCAAUCCUUCCACAGACGAGUCAUCCUCUAUGGCAGAGGUCUCAAACCUGAAGGUCCAGGUGGCGCUGCUCAACAUGAUCUCCGACCUGGCACGGAACAAGAGGAGCUCCACGGCGCUGGAGGUAGUCCUGAAGAAGGUCAGCGGUCUAGUGGUGGGAAUAGCUUGCAGCGGCGUGGCAGGGCUCCACGAUGCCUCGAUCAGUGCCCUUCAUGGACUUGCGUUGAUGGACCCUGAUCUUAUAUGGCUUCUGGUGGCCGAUGUCUAUUACUCCGUCAAGAAGGAAGGAGAAGUUAUUCCUCCGCCUGGAUCAGAUUUUCCGCAGUUGUCUCGGCUAUUGCCCCCACCGGAGAAACCCAAGGAUUAUCUCUAUGUGCAGUAUGGAGGACAGAGUUAUGGGUUUGGGAUAAACUUGGCUUCGGUGGAGAAAGUGUUCUUGAAACUACAUUCCCUGGCUUUUCCUGACCAGCUGUAUUUAUGACUUUUGAGAGGUCUAAAUCGUGUAUUACAGAAGUAGAAGUUGAGUCUUCACGACAGUGAGCCCCAAGGCAGAAAUACAAGGAGAUAUCACAUUCACAGCAUGAAAAGCUUACUAUGGACAGGGUUGAAGCCGAAACUGAGAAUCCUACAUGACUUAACCAGAAGUUGGAACCUAUUAGGCGCGUCAGUUGGGAGCAACGAGGGAAGAAGAGCACUUUGUUCGGACCUGACCUUGAGCUCCAGUCAGGACAUCGAGGUUGGACAUCUUCACUAUGGUUCUAGCAAAGUCCCUGUUGAAUUUCAUCAUCCCGUCCCGUGAUCACCAGAAGCAUAUAUAAUCCCUCAAGGUUUCACUUUUCAGAGUGUGAAGAUCAAAAGGGAAUAAGGAACGAAUUGGAGGAUUUGGGUGUUUAUAGUCGUCUUACCAAGAAGAGCAAUGGUUUCUUUCUUUCGCAUCAAAGCCUCUGCGAGCGAAGAAGUCGAGAGUUUGAGUGCUGUUGUUAUACGGACUGGGAAUCUCGGCCAUGGCUUCCGAGUAAUACGAUUCGGUGCUGUCCCUUCUUCCCGUAUUGUGAAUACGGGAUAGAACGAGCCGCCGGCCAAAACAAUGCUGUCUCUGGUGGCGAGGGGGAGAGUAUCGGCACAUGAAACGACGCCUGGACAAGCGCGCCUCAAGCUCUUCCUUGAUCAUUUCGAUCACGUCGAAGCCUUCCAAGCUUCUGUUGGGAAUGGCGUCCUUCUCAAUGGAACGGCUCGCGUUCCCAUUGCUGUCAUCGAGCAAAAUCGAAGCAUCGCAGCCCUGGAAAUGACCAACAAGUUGCAGAGAUCUUAGAAACUGCCAUUAACAUCAAGAUACAACAAAUCUACCGAGACUAAAUAAAUGCAGCAAUGGCGGACAGUAGAAAAGGGAUUGCUGCAAC